GGGAAAACAGGAAGGGUUUGAAACAGACGCAUUAUUAUGGUGCCUUACAUGCAAGCUGAAAUACACACACACUAACUGCAUAGAGUCUGACUUUUAUCAAGUUUACAGAAUGGGAGCGUUUUUAAAAAUCUUGAUUCUGAGCAUUAGUGUUGCUUACAUAGCUGUGAAGUGGACUGGGCCAAGUUUUGAUCCAGCAUCUCUCAAAGGUGCCAAGGUGUUGGUGACAGGAGCCAGUUCAGGCAUCGGUGAACAAAUGGCAUAUCAUUAUGCUCGCUUUGGAGCUCAGAUUGUUAUCACAGCAAGGAGGGAGAAGGUUUUACAGCAGGUUACUGAGAAGUGUUUGAGUCUGGGAGCCCAGAAAGCUCUCUUCAUACCAGCAGACAUGUCCUCUGAGUCGGACCCUGACAAAGUCAUCGAUUUUGCUGUGAAGAAACUGGGAGGCUUGGACUAUCUGGUUCUCAACCACAUUGGCGUGACUCGCUUUGCAAUGUGGAAUGGAGAAGUGGAUCAUGUCAGGUGGCUCAUGAAGCCCAAUUUCUUCAGCUACAUACAAAUGGCCUGGAGGGCCUUGCCCACCUUGGAACAAAGUAAAGGCUCUUUGGUAAUAGUGUCAUCAAUAGCAGGGAAAAUGAGCAAUCCUUUUGCAGCGCCAUACACUGCAACAAAAGCUGCUUUGAAUGGAUUCUUUGGCUCCCUCACUCACGAACUUGGAAUGAAGAAAAGCAACGUGUCCGUCUCGUUAUGCACUCUGGGAUUUAUUGACACUGAAUCAGCACUGAAUGCAGUCAAGGGAAUCAUUACGGCACCAGCGUACCCUGCUUCAGAAGCUUCAUUGAAUAUCAUCAUAACAGGAGCAACAAGGCAGCCGGAGCUGUUCUACCCCUGGUACACAUAUGUCAUGAAUAUCAUCAAAGACUGGUGCCCCCCCUUAACAAACCAUCUCAUCCGGAACUCCGUUAACUACAAUCCAUAGAAAACAUGUUUAUGAUCAACCUCUCCUAAAAAAAAAAAUUACAUAUUUGAUUCUGAAAUGCACUUACAUCUUACUUACAAUCAAAUGCACUUUAAUUUAGUGUCGGAACUUUUUAGAUUGCACUUUUUGACCAUCGUUUUUGUUUAGCAGCAUUCAUGGUAUAUCUGUAUAAGUUUCAAUGCUAUGAUUGGUAAGGAAAAUACAGUUUGGCUUUUGUUGCAAAAUCCAAGCAAAGUUACACGCAAGAAAUUAUAGAAAUUGGAGACACGAAAUAAUAUAAGUCAUUUUUUUUUGCAUAUUAGAGAGAGACAACCUUAAGACUCACAUGUUAAGAUGCCUAAAGUGGGAAAGAAAUAGAUUGGUGACAAAGAAAUCAAAAUAAAUAAGAGGCGUGCAUGAAGUCAUUUUAAUACUGUAUUACCAUGUUAUUAUAACAACACAUUUUACAGGUUUUAACAGUAUUGUUUGGCUGGCCUCAUGACUUUGGCUGCUUGUCAACUUGCUUAAAAGUGGAAUCUUAUAUGACCCAGCAGGAAGCAAAGUCGGACAGUAUACAGUACUUUGACAAAUUACAGCAAUUUUUUGGCCAAUUUUCCUCAUAUGUCCUAAAGCUUUUACUGCUUUUAGAAAAGCGAUGCCUUUAAAUUUACACAAUUUCAAGGUAACCUCCGUCAAUGCUCAAAAAUGAUUGAGGCUCAGGCUCAACGAUUCAUUUCCUUUUUUAAUCCAUAUCACUAAACAUAUUGACCCAAUGUUUCAUUUUAUAGCAAAAUGUCCUACUUUAUGUCUUUUGUAUCUUUUGAUUUCAUAAAAAAUAGAUUUGAUUUCAAAAAAAAAAAAAAAUGUUUGAGUAACCUGUUUGAUGUAAACUGAGUCAAUUCAUUUCUUGCUAAUGGAUGGUAAGCUGUUGAAAAUGCUUUGGAUCGCUUUAUAUGAUCUCUAAAUGUCCACAUGAGGGCAGUAGUGCAUAAACUGUGAAGAAGCACCACUGCUCCUUUCCAGAUCUAUUAACAGCAGAACACUAUUAUAAGAUUAUCUGCAUGUCCAUGGGAUGAAGCAAAUAUAAAUUAUGGUUUAAAUGUUAAACAAUAGAUGUUUAUAACUUUAUAUCUUUUUUGCAAUUAGACUGUGAGGGAUGUACUCAUGUUUCUAUAUUUGUGUGCAUCACAUCCUUUAUUCUGAGUAUUCUCUAUGUUCCUUAGUCUUGUCCUCAAAAGGUAGCCUCACUGUAAGAACUGCAGACUCCUUACAGAGCAGGACCUUCUCACUGGGUUACUUUGUUUCUUUGUUUGCCAACCUCAAAGGCCCCAGAGGCUCCCUGUGCAGCUCAAUCCAUCCCGGUGGUCUACUCCUUUUGUAGCUCACUCUAAAAGCUGCACCCCACUGUUAGAGCAGUUUUCUACUGCUUAUCAAGACGGAGCUGUCCUUGUCAUAAAAGAAAAAAACAGAAAUAGUGCAGCCUAAAAGGCUUUUUCAAUUGAACGCAUAUAGACAAGAUUCUAGAGGCAGUGAAAACCCUUGGAUGUGAAGUGAGUUGCUCUCUGUUGUCUUCUGACUGAAGGCGGAAGUCAUUGAAACACAUGUCUUUAUUUCAACACUCUUAAGGGAAUUUUAAACCUUCCUAUAGGCACCGCAAAAAAUGAAAACAGUCCUCAUUCUGUUCGGCCUUCUUCUGUCCUAACCGUUGUUAAAUUUGCAGAGAAAUCCUCGGCCUCCUGCAGAGGAGAGCAGCCAUGGCCUGGGAGCGAAGCCAGAAACACCUGCAACAGAUUAGAGCUGCUAAUGCUAGGUCAUAAAUCCUCUCACCCUUCUAGAGAAUCUCCUUAUAAACCAUACAUAGGACAACUCACCCCCUGUGGAACUGUGGGGCUAACUGCGACACAUCAAUGCAGCACUUUUUUAUACCACAAGUAGGAGAAGCAGGUACGUUGUCAAGGUUAUCCCCUGGAUGUGGCCUCUUGGUCAAGAUCAAACCAUUUAGCUGUGAUUAUGGCCAGAAAGCAAAGCUGAGGACAGAUGGAAACCUGAAAAAGUGGUCAGUGGUAGACAGAUUACCCCUUUCUUAAGGUUGUUAUUGAAUUCAAAUAAACAAUUUUUCUGAGAUUGACAUGAUCUCUUAGGAAAAAGCAUUCACUGCAAGAUCAACCCAAAUAUACUGUAUA
Messenger RNA from Cyprinodon tularosa, 3135 nucleotides. RefSeq names its product hydroxysteroid 11-beta-dehydrogenase 1-like protein. Gene Ontology annotation, cellular component: intracellular membrane-bounded organelle. The transcript has 6 exons. Lineage: Eukaryota; Metazoa; Chordata; Actinopteri; Cyprinodontiformes; Cyprinodontidae. The coding region runs from base 110 to 973 and encodes 287 amino acids. Gene Ontology annotation, molecular function: oxidoreductase activity. The record is from RefSeq and is a predicted model, not a curated record.